Molecule: messenger RNA, 2401 nt
Organism: Thermothielavioides terrestris NRRL 8126
Lineage: Eukaryota; Fungi; Ascomycota; Sordariomycetes; Sordariales; Chaetomiaceae
Exons: 1
Coding region: 206-2287 (693 amino acids)
Biological process (GO): regulation of DNA-templated transcription
Molecular function (GO): DNA-binding transcription factor activity, RNA polymerase II-specific; zinc ion binding
Source: RefSeq, a predicted model, not a curated record
GAGCUGGACACCUGCCCCGUUGCGGGCUGCCGAGGCCGGAGCGAUCACGAUAGUUAGCGGUGGCCUUCUUGACAUCGACGAUGGGCGCUCUGCAGCCCCAGGCCGUGGCCGCCAGCCCUGUCUCGGGCGAUGCUGCGCUGAAGCCAAAGCGCGUCCGGACGAGCAAGCCGAAGGUUAAGACUGGGUGUAACAACUGCAAGUAAGCAUGAUCCCUUGGCGUUUUCCGCGCGGAACGGCCCCCUGCACCUGGGCGGCGCUGACGUUCGCGGCUCGCAGGCAGCGGAGGAUCAAAUGCGACGAGAAACGACCUGCGUGUGCCAACUGUGUCCGAUCCAAGAGAAUCUGCUCCGGCUACCCGCCGCCGCCCCGGAGCGCGCGUCCCUUCGAGGAGAUCAAGAUCGCCCCGAAGCCGCUCGUGGCCGCGGCACCGAGCGCAACGCCACUGAACCGCGAGCCGGUCCAGCUGCCUCCUAGGCGAAUCGUGAGGUACCACCAGCGACGGACCACCCCGCCGUUGACGCCCACCACUCCCGUUGCCGUGACCAUGCUCUACCGUCCGUCGAUGAACCUACCGUUCAGUGACCAGGAAGGCCAGUACUUCCACUUGUUCCGUGAGCACACCGCCAACGAGCUAUCGGGCUUUUUCGACUCGGCCUUCUGGACCCGGAGUGUUCUGCAGGAGUGCCAUUCCGCGCCGGCCAUCCGUCACGCCGUUGUGGCGCUGGGCGCCUUAUACAAGACGUUGGAGAAGUCGAACGAGUCACCUCCCGCGUCGCCAUACCCGGACAGGGACCCCCGGGACAGCGCGGUGCGGCACUGGGAAAUGGCUUUCAGGCAGUAUUCCCACGCCUGCAACGCAUUGGUGAAGGGGGAGUCGGCCGCGACAACCUCGAAUAGGACGAGGUUGAUGGCCAGCGUGCUGCUGGCUUGCUUUGACUCCUUUGUCGGCGACCACAGACAAGCCAUCGUUCAGAUCCAGACGGGCUUGGGGCUGCUGGAGCAGCUGCGUGCCGAGAGAAGGCGGGCCUUCCUCGCUUCGUCUGAAGAGCCGGUCGAGGAGGAGCUCACCCAAAUGUUCACCCGCCUCGCCAUACAGGCGAAAUCUUACGACAUGGCCUUCCACUUCCCCCAGCCGUGGGUCGUGCGCCUAACCUCGAGCCAGGCGCAAGAUCCCGCUUCUCCCGCGUCCGAUGCCUCGUCGCCGAUCGGCAUCAGUCAGGACCCCAUCCCGGACCGGUUUGCAUCCGUCAUGGAGGCUCGCCUGUCAUGGGACAGGCUCUGCGAGCGCUUCCUCCGCUUCACCGAGAUUAUGUUUGCCCAGGCUCAAAACGGCGUCAUGGGCGUGCUGCCCACAUCGUUACAGCAUUACGGCGUCUCGUUCAAAACGGACAUAGAGGCCUGGUCCCAAGCAUUCGACCCUAUCCUCGCAUCCCGGACCGCACCGGGCGUAAGCAGCCAGGAAAAGGCCGCGAUCGCCGUACUCAAGAUGUUCCAAAUCAUGGGCAAGAUCCUGUUCCUCAUGACCUUCAGCGACAGCGAAAUGCACUUUGACAACUUCGUCCCCUACUUCAAGAACAUCGUUGACCUCGCCAUCGAGGUGGUCGGCGACGAGGAGAGGAGAGCGGCGGCAAGGCGGUGUCCGGACCCGGCCUUCUGCCGCCACCGGCACCGCUACCAGCCCGACAUCUUCGGCGGCCAUGAGUACGCCGCCCGCCACAUCAAGCCGAGCUUCAGCGCCGACCUGGGCAUCGUCCCGCCUCUGUAUGUCGUCGCCACUAAGUGUCGUGAGCCGCACAUUCGCAGGCAGGCUAUCCAACUGCUGCGGAGCAGCGCCCGCAGAGAAGCGAUGUGGGACAGUGAGCUGACGGCCCGGAUCGGCAUGUGGAUUGCCGAAGUCGAGGAGGAAGGCAUCGACUUCUUCGACGGCACCGGCUACGGCAACACGAUCCCCACGCCUGGCUCCAGCCCCGUUCAGACCUCGCUGUCCCGCCCGUCGACGAGCAACGGCAGUCCCCUGGCGCAGUCCCGCUCCGAGCUCGGAAGCGCACAGUGGGACGCCGCUUCCGUCACUUCCAGCUCUGCCGGAGGCAGCGCGUACCCUCCCGGCCGAUCCCCGCACCGGCCGCAGCGGCCGAACCCGGUCCCCAUCCCCGAAGAGAAGCGGGUCAUGGUCCGGGCCGUCGAGUUCGACCUGCGUGAGCGCUCAGCCGUCAUAAAGCUGGGGUCGAGGAACCUGAGGACGGGUACCCCGGAUCUGAAGACGCGGCUCAGCAAGAUCAGGUGGUGAACGAUGCUGUCUCCAAGUCGUUUCUCAUUCUGAACUUACUCGCCCGGGCGGCGUUUUACUCCCCUUCUUAUUCCUAACAUUCCUGAUAUCACCCGGUACAUGGUAUUGGUGAAU